Molecule: messenger RNA, 645 nt
Organism: Plasmodium malariae
Lineage: Eukaryota; Apicomplexa; Aconoidasida; Haemosporida; Plasmodiidae
Product: PIR protein
Exons: 3
Coding region: 1-645 (214 amino acids)
Source: RefSeq, a predicted model, not a curated record
AUGGUGAAAUUAGAAACAAGUAAGAUAGAAAAAUUGAGACUUUUUUUUGAAGAAGAUACGAUACCUUCUGAUUUUACAGAAAAAUUUUCCUCAUUCUCUUCAUUAGAGGGAAUACAUAAUAAUUUAUAUAAAAUUGGUUACAAGCUUCAUAAUAAUUUCAAAAGUAGACUAUCAAAUGGAAUGUUAAUUGGUGAAGGUGGUAAUGAUACAAUUAGUGCUGAAGAUUACUGUGAGUUAUUGAAUGAAUGGUUAAACCAAAAAAAAAAACAUUAUAUAAAUGAAGGAUCUAAUUGUGAAGAAAGCGCACAAUUAUGGGAAAAACACAUUGAAGAAUUGUGGGAACCAAUAAGAACGUAUGUAGGUGAUAAUGUUUUGUGUAAUAGAGAUACAACUACUUAUAUUUGUUCUGCGUCACCUGAUUUGAAGACUGCUUUAUCUGUGGGUUUUGCACUUCUGGGAACUUGUCUUAUUAGUUUUUUUUUUUUGUAUAAGUUUAGUCCCCUUGGUCCCUGGAUUAACAAUAAUAUAAAGAAAAAGAAAAGAAUAACAAAAAACAUAUUUUCUGAAGAAUCAUCUGGAUCAUUCGAAAGAUCUUCUAAAAAUGGAGAAAUUACUAUAGGUUAUCAUUUUGUAGAAGAUUCGUAA